CAUAUCAACUUCAGAUGAAGCAAUGGGUGGUAGAUUCGUGGAAGCUAUAAGAAAUCCCAACAAGUUAAAGGCUCAGUUCAAUCAACAACCCAGGGUGAACAGUAGGCCUAGCGUUAAUCCACAAGAUAAAGCAGAGUCGACGUCUGCCAAUCCCAAGUCCACCAUAAGCUCAUUUUGUCCGUCGCCGUUUCAUUUAAUGUUGUGUUUUAAAUGUGGAAUGCCUGUCGAUUUGUAUGUCAAAAAUCCAGUUGAAGCGAAGAAAGAAAGUCGGUGUAUGUCUUCGUUUCAUAGUAUGAUCUGUUUUGCGUGUGGGGG
This is a messenger RNA of Rhagoletis pomonella (apple maggot), 315 nucleotides long. RefSeq lists its product as uncharacterized. The record is from RefSeq and is a predicted model, not a curated record. Lineage: Eukaryota; Metazoa; Arthropoda; Insecta; Diptera; Tephritidae.